Messenger RNA from Puntigrus tetrazona (Sumatra barb), 1739 nucleotides. It is a transcript of the gene zp3d.2, whose product is annotated as zona pellucida glycoprotein 3d tandem duplicate 2. Gene Ontology annotation, cellular component: extracellular matrix. Gene Ontology annotation, molecular function: acrosin binding. The record is from RefSeq and is a predicted model, not a curated record. Gene Ontology annotation, biological process: egg coat formation; binding of sperm to zona pellucida; positive regulation of acrosome reaction. Lineage: Eukaryota; Metazoa; Chordata; Actinopteri; Cypriniformes; Cyprinidae.
AUGCAAAAUCGAUUAUUACAAGAUAGAGAUAUGAAGCUUUAUUUUAUACUAAUGUUUAUUUUACUAGUCUCCUCCUCUCCGUGUGUGUCCGCGUCAAAGCCCGCUAGCGUUAACAAUAUCACCUCAGCGCUGGACGUAAAACAAGUUGUAGACGAUUUCGACGGAUCUGCCGUCGAGCGUGCCGCCUCGCCAUAUUUGCAACUUCCCGUUUUUCAGCAUUCAAGGGUUCCUCUUUUGGACAAAAAGCAGUUUUCUCCGACACGUGGAUCAGGCCGUGAGCAACUGCCCGAGGAGACGAAAGAAGUUCUCGUCCCGCGCACCGCCGUAACGUUUCCGGAGGCCUCCCGCCGCCGCGGGCGAUCACACGGAGUGAACGUCGUUUGUCAAUUAAAGAAAAUGAUCGUUAAAGUGCACAAAUACAUUUUAGGCGUCGACGGCCCUCAUUCAGAGUUAAAACUGGGAACGUGCGACAUCAGCAAGACGACAAAACACUACCAUGUGUUUAUUUACGACAUGGAUAAGUGUGGAAGUAAAAGAAAGUUAAUAAACAAUAGAGUAACAUAUUCCAACGUCCUGCGCUACUCUCCAGUGACGGACUUGGGGCCAAUCCGCCGUGCCAUGCCUUUCUCGCUCCCUGUUGAGUGUCACUUUAACAGAUAUCAUUACUCAUACAAAAUUGGUUACACGCCGCAAGUCAGAUAUCAAAACUACUUCAAACCCCUGAGAACUGUGGACAGUGUUGUACUCACUCCCCGUGAUGAGCUGUGGAGAAGGCUGUCGCCCACUGAAGAGUAUACCAUCGGUCACCCUAUGUUCUUCCAGGCUGACGGACCCCCUCUAUUCGAGGAUGAGAGGCUGUUUGUAGAUUCCUGUUAUGUGACUAUCAGCAGUUCUCAUUUGUCCAUGCCACGAUUUACAGUCAUUGAAAACCACGGGUGCAUGACUGAUAGCAAGAGCAGCAGGUGGUCCAAAUUCAUCCAAAGUGGACAAAGAAAUGUUGUGCGGUUCUCCUUGGAUGCAUUUAUGUUUCAUGGGAUGUUGGGAGAGCAUCUUUACAUGCAUUGUGAAAUAUCCGUCGGAAAUUUCAAACCAUCAUCAAGUGCAAAAUCCUGCAGCUACAACCAGCUAACAAAACGAUGGGAAGAGUUGUACGGUUCAAAUGAUGCUUGCCUCUGCUGCGACUCCACGUGUUUGUCGUCUGACCUCUCUGUGUCCAGUAAGGUCAUCACCAGUGAGCCCUGGGUCAUGGAGUCUGAAUUAGAAAUUGACAGUGAAGAGCAAACCUCUCCAUUCAUGACAGAGGAGGUAGGAACAGGUUUUGUUGAAGUAAUAACAACACAGACAGCUGAGACUGGACCUCGUCGUGUUGUGGCAGACCCAGCCGCGGUGAAGGAAGUCGAUACAUUUGUGGAGCCACGCAGAAUAUUUGAGGAGGUAUUUGGAAUGGACUAAACAAAAAGGACUGACUAAAAGACUUUUAUGAUUUACUUUUGAGUUAAAUUGCACGUGAUUUGUUAAACAAUACAUGAUGCACACUUUUGAUAAUGUAUCACUAAAAUAUGCACCAUAUGUCUGUGAGACAAUUAUGUCUUGGGAAUUGCUACUGUAAAGCACACAAAAACUACACUACACUGUAAUACACAAUGGUUUUUAGCAGUGGAAAAUUAUUAAAUGUUAUUUUUUGUUCUCCAAACUAAAAAAGAAUAUGGUUGAGCACAAACAUUCUGAAAUGGAUAUUC